GGGGCAAUCCGCAGUUGGGCACGCACUCACGUAGCGCUGAAGUCAGAAAACCCAUGUAAAAAGUCCCUUAUAACUAAGUUAAUAAAUUAAUUAUCAUAAAAGUAGAAAAAUGAGCCCCUCAAUCAGCGCGGAAGACAAGCUAGACUACGUAAAGAGCAAGAUUGGCGAGUAUCCGAACUUCCCAAAGGAGGGCAUUCUGUUCCGCGACAUAUUCGGAGCCCUCACCGAUCCGAAGGCCUGCGUGUACUUGCGGGAUUUGCUAGUGGAUCACAUCCGGGAAAGUGCGCCCGAGGCGGAGAUCAUCGUGGGACUGGACUCGCGGGGCUUUCUCUUUAAUCUCCUCAUAGCCACCGAGCUGGGCCUGGGAUGUGCUCCGAUUCGCAAGAAGGGCAAGCUGGCGGGAGAAGUUGUUUCCGUGGAAUACAAGCUGGAGUACGGUAGUGAUACCUUCGAGCUGCAAAAAUCCGCCAUUAAGCCGGGCCAGAAAGUCGUUGUCGUAGAUGAUUUGCUAGCCACAGGUGGUUCCCUGGUGGCCGCCACCGAACUCAUCCGCAAGGUGGGUGGCGUUGUCGUGGAGAGCCUGGUGGUCAUGGAACUAGUUGGACUGGAGGGUCGCAAAAGGCUGGAUGGAAAAGUGCAUUCCCUCAUCAAGUACUGAGAGUUAAUCGAAUUGUGACGAAGCCUUCCAAACACUUGCAUUUACCUAUUCAACUAGCGAAUUUUUAUGAAAACUUUGAAAUGUCAGAUUUUUACGAGACAGAUGCGUAUUUUUAUAACGAAAUAUAUUUGUCACUGAUAACAGAA
This is a messenger RNA of Drosophila sechellia, 804 nucleotides long. It is a transcript of the gene Aprt, whose product is annotated as adenine phosphoribosyltransferase. Lineage: Eukaryota; Metazoa; Arthropoda; Insecta; Diptera; Drosophilidae. Gene Ontology annotation, molecular function: AMP binding; adenine phosphoribosyltransferase activity; adenine binding. The transcript is spliced from 3 exons. Gene Ontology annotation, biological process: AMP salvage; adenine salvage. The coding region runs from base 110 to 658 and encodes 182 amino acids. Gene Ontology annotation, cellular component: cytoplasm. The record is from RefSeq and is a predicted model, not a curated record.